Drosophila albomicans is the source of this 1332-nucleotide messenger RNA. RefSeq lists its product as uncharacterized. The record is from RefSeq and is a predicted model, not a curated record. Lineage: Eukaryota; Metazoa; Arthropoda; Insecta; Diptera; Drosophilidae. The transcript has 3 exons. The coding region runs from base 86 to 1024 and encodes 312 amino acids.
UGCUGCUCUCGUGCAGUCGUGCAGAAAUCGAGACCAAAAAAGUUGGCAAACAAACAAAUAUAAUUACUAACAUAUCAAAACAGAAAUGCGCUGUACACUCAUUGCAGUUUAUGUCCUGCUAGGACUCUGCUUAACAAAUGCUCUAGAUUCGCGCGCAUUUAAAUACUGUGAUGACACGAACAAAAGCUGCGUGACACGAAAAUACGGCUCAACGAUUCCCAUGCGCAUUUAUGAAUGUCUCAGUGAGUUCAGCAUGCUGCGCUGCACGAAACUCUUUGUGCUGCAAAAAUUGGAAGAACGCAAACAGUUGCCGCAGUCUGGAAAUCUGACAAAGGACUUUAUGGAUCAGUUCUUUGGCGAGGAAACGCAGCUUGGCAGCUUGAUAGGCGAGAAAUAUCGACAGAUGUCUGAGAAGGAGUUGAAUCAGCGACUGGUAAAGAAUUUCCAACGCUUCUUCAAGCAUCGCGACAUUAAGCUACACUUCUUGCCCGGCAUGCUGGUGAAAAUUGUACCCAGCAAGGAGAACAAGCUGAAGUUUACGCUAAAGAAAGCUAUGAAAUCUCGAAUGGGACGUGCUCGACGACGUGAUACGGAAGAGAUGCAACUGAAUAUAAUGAAUCUGCCGUCCAUGUCGGGAGCACCCAGCGGCACCGGCACCAGCGCCAGCGUUGAGAACUACGAACCGGAAGCGGAGGGCGACUCCAAGCAACAAGGCUUGGGAGCUGUGCAUGGCGGAGACAGUGCUGGAGGCGGUGGAAUGCUCAACAAGCGCAAGAAGAAGCAAUCGUAUAAGAUGACAAUGCUUCAAGUGGCAGUGCCCAUUUUAGUGCUGCCCAUUAUUCUGCUCGGCAGUCUGCUGCCCUUCAUUCUGCCCACGCUGAAGAUGGCCACCAUUUUGUCGCUGUUCAUGAACAAUGGCGCCUUUCUGGCCGCCAUGCUCUACGCCUAUGCUUCCGCCUCCGCCACCGCUGCCAAUCAGCCACAACACAUUAGCUAUGGGUAUGGGUCCGAUGGUUUUCAUUAAUGAUUUCCUCAACCUGUGUACAUCUCCAAUACUUCCCUAAAUAAAGACUGUCUUUUACUUCAAACCAUUUGUUUACCAAUUAGUUUCAGCAUAGAAACUUAUAAAAGAAUUAUAAAUUUAAAUCUUAAUAUUCAGUAUGGCGGAAUUUAAAAAAUGAGCAACGACUAAAUUGACAUCGACCUUUUAUUCGAUCUCUCGAUCUGUUAUAUUAUAAUUGCUAAUCAAAAGUUUCAGUUUCGCAAACCAUUCUGACUCUAGUUCAACAGAAUUUCAAUUGAGAAAUAUGCUUGAAAAUUUGCAAGUCUAAA